AUGGGUGAACAGAGGGACUUUGAUGGCACACAUGUGGCUCAGAAAAAAGACACCCAGCUUCUGGCAGCCGAUAGCACGUCAAGUCAGAGACUAUCCCUGCAGAACCCCAAAGAACGGGAUCCAGCAGACACUGAGGGCAGAGAUUCAGUGUGUGAGAGAGGAAGAGAGAGAGAGAGUCAGAUUUCAGAACUGGGGAGGGUUGCUUCAGCUGUCUUGGUAUUGCUGCUGCUGCUCCUGGAGCCAGGAAUGCUCUCCUCUCCGCCACCCUCAGGGCUGCUGGAGAAGCUCUUCCAGUACAUCGACCUCCACCAGGAUGAGUUUGUGCAGACCCUGAAGGAAUGGGUGGCCAUUGAGAGUGUUUCUGUGCAGCCCAUGCCUCGUCUCAGACAGGAGAUCUUCAGGAUGACGGCCUUGGCGGCAGACAAACUCCAGCACCUGGGAGCUAGGGUGGAUUCUGUGGACUUGGGUUCUCAACAGAUGCCUGAUGGUCAGAGUCUUCCCAUACCUCCAAUCAUAUUGGCUGAGCUGGGAAAUGAUCCCAAGAAGCCCACAGUAUGCUUCUAUGGGCACCUGGAUGUGCAGCCAGCUCAGAAGGAUGAUGGGUGGCUCACAGACCCCUACGUGCUCACAGAGGUGGAUGGCAAACUCUGUGGGCGGGGUACUACCGACAACAAGGGCCCUGUUUUGGCCUGGAUUAACGCCGUGAGCGCCUUCAGAGCUCUGGAGCAGAAUCUUCCUGUGAACAUCAAGUUCAUCCUGGAGGGGAUGGAAGAGGCUGGUUCUAUUGCUCUGGAAGAACUGGUCCAAAGAGAAAAGGACCGCUUCUUCUCCAGUGUGGACUACAUUGUGAUUUCAGACAACCUGUGGAUGAGCCAGAGGAAGCCGGCGCUCACUUACGGAACCCGGGGGAACUGCUACUUCACGGUGGAGGUAAAGUGCAGAGAUCAAGAUUUUCAUUCUGGGACCUUUGGUGGCAUUCUCAAUGAACCAAUGGCUGACUUGGUUGCUCUUCUAGGUAGCCUGGUGGAUUCAUCGGGCCACAUCCUGAUUCCGGGAAUCUAUGAUCAAAUGGCUCCUCUUGCAGAGGAGGAAAAAACACUGUAUGAAAACAUUGAUCUGGACCUAGAAGAAUACCGGAAGAGCAGCCAAGUGGAGAAAUUUCUGUUUGACACCAAGGAGGAACUCCUGAUACACCUAUGGAGGUAUCCGUCUCUCUCUAUCCACGGCAUCGAGGGUGCGUUUGAUGAGCCUGGAAUAAAAACAGUCAUCCCCGGUCGAGUCAUCGGAAAAUUUUCAAUCCGCCUAGUCCCUCACAUGAAUCUGUCUGUGGUGGAAAACCAGGUAACAAGUCAUCUCGAAGUUGUGUUCUCCAAAAGAAACAGUUCCAACAAGAUGACUGUUUCUAUGGUAGUAGGACUCCACCCAUGGACUGCAAACAUCAACGAUGCUCAGUACCUCGCAGCAAAAAGAGCCAUUAAAACAGUGUUUGGAGUAGAUCCUGAUAUGAUCCAGGAUGGGUCAACCAUUCCAAUUGCUAAAUUAUUCCAGGCUAUUACACAAAAGAGUGUAAUGAUGCUCCCGUUGGGGGCUGUGGAUGAUGGAGAGCACUCUCAGAAUGAGAAGAUCAACAGGUGGAACUACAUACAGGGGUCCAAAUUAUUUGCUGCCUUUUUCCUGGAGUUGUCAAAGCAGCACUCAUGAGAACAGGUGCCGUCCAGUGUCUUCUGACCCACUGACAGAUCUCUCCACUCAGACCCUGGGCAAAGCUGGAGCUGGAAAAAUUCAGAUAAUGUCAAUCCAGGAAAGUAUUUGUUCCUCCCCAUUUACAAUGUCUUGAGACAUUUGGACCAGUAAUAAAACAUGUGAAAGACACAGACAUUGAAACGGUUUAACAUUCCUUCUGUCACUUACCUUCCCAAAGUCACAGCAACCUGAACCUUCACUCCCCCAAAUCCAGUGCAGCCGGCUGGAACUGGAAUCAGCACAACCUCCCAGCACAAGUGGGACACUUCUUCAGCCAUUUAGAUUCUCGCUCAAUCCUCCAGUUUACUGGUAGGCCCUGAAGAACUAUGGUGCCCAAUCCUUCCACCCAGGAUCUCAGGUCCUGAACCACUUUUUGCCUCUGUUCUCUUAAUAAGGAAAGCAAUGGCUUCCACCACUGGCUACAGUGAUUUCCCCAUGGAUUCAUUUUUAGAAAAGUUACUGGGGCAUGCCACUGUAUUAACUUCCUGCCUCCGCCUCCCUUUGUUUUUUUUUUUCCCUCCAAUUUCUUGAACAUUCUGACGCUGAAAUGAUCAAUAUUCAUAUCCACACACCAUUUGGAAUCGUUGUGAUUUUCUUUAAUUCCAAACUUCCUCGCCUUUGCCAUGAUUGAUGCCAUCUGCUCAUUCCUCUGCUCCCAUUCUUCCCAGCCCAUCAAUAAAGCCCCACUCCCUGCACACAUGCAUACCUGCCAUCCUACCGGCAGAAUUUGCCCAGAUAGGAUUUCUCUCACCCCAUUGAAAUUUUACUCAGUGACUAUAUCUGAAUUGGUCAAAGCUUUUAAUAGCAUCAGCAUUAGAUGGAGAACUAAUCAACCCUGACAUCAGCAAGACACUCUCAAUCUAAAGCCCUCUGCUAAAUCUGCAUUCAUUAAUCAUUUUAGUUCAUCAUCUUGUUUGACUUGAUUAGGCUUGAUGGUGUAAACACUACAAAAAGCUAAUCUUUUUUUACAGUUGAGUAUAUAUAAAUAAACCAAUCUUGAUAAAUUCAUUAUUUAUAUCAUAUUAAUAGAAAAGCACUUGAAGGCUUAGUUUUUUAAAUGCUUCUCUUGUGGUUCCAAAUGAAAACAAUCCAUAACAUGUUUUCCUUCAUCUGCUAGCUAUUGAAAUAUCACUUUUCAAAUCUGCUGGAUCACAUUAAAGUUUGGUGGCUGAGGAGAUGACUCAUUGGGUGACAUGCUGGCUGCACAAGCAUGGCAUCCCUGGUUUGGGUUUCCAGCACUCACACACAGCUAGGUGCAGUGACAAACAGUUAUAAUCCCAGCACUAAAGGACAUGACAGUCAGGUGGGCGCUCACCGCCAGCUUGUCUAGCUGGUUGGUGAGCUCUAGGUGUUGUGAGAGACUAAACAAUACUAUAUUCAUUAAUCUCAUCCCUGCAGGUUCCAUGAGACCAACAGUGUCUUGGUUAAUAACACAGGAGGGAAGGGGAGGAGGGUAGAGAAUUGGACCUAGGAAAUGCCAAUCUUGCAGAGUCCAGAGUUCAUAUUUCUCUGCCAUCCAUGGUCUGAGUGAACUCAGUGAGUCUCUUCAAGUUCUCCACCCCACUCUGAGCCACGUGGCUGCCCCAGCUUGGCUGCAAUGUGAGAUCCUAAAAGAAAGUAUCAUUAAAGUUCAUUACACAUACAGAGAGGUAAGAAAACCAUCCUAGUUACUGGUCAAGCCAAUUAGCCAGUUAUAAGGAGGCAAAAAAUUGAGGGUAACUAAAAUUUUAAAUAUUGGUUUUCAAAUUUUUAUUAAGUAAAUAUGUGCAUACAGGUUACAUGAUUAUUCCAUAUAUCCUAUCCUGGGGCAUGUUGUAAUAUUCCUGUCUUAAGAGUUUCUACUCCUGUGAAGGGGCAUCAUGAUCAUGGCAACUCUUAUAAAAGAAUUCAUUUAAUUGGGGCUUGCUCACAGUUCCAGAGGGUUACUACAUUACCAUCAUAGUGGGAAUAUGGUAGCAUGCAUGGCAGGCAUGGUGCUGAAGAAGGAGCUGAGAGCUAAUCCUGCUCUGCAGACAGGUGCGGGACA
This is a messenger RNA of Peromyscus californicus insignis, 3769 nucleotides long. RefSeq names its product carnosine dipeptidase 1 (gene Cndp1). The coding region runs from base 1 to 1701 and encodes 566 amino acids. Gene Ontology annotation, cellular component: cytosol. The record is from RefSeq and is a predicted model, not a curated record. The transcript has 13 exons. Gene Ontology annotation, molecular function: dipeptidase activity. Gene Ontology annotation, biological process: proteolysis. Lineage: Eukaryota; Metazoa; Chordata; Mammalia; Rodentia; Cricetidae.